ACUCGUCUAAAUCGGUAUUUUUAGUCCGAAGGUGAAAUUGUUCAAGAACAACCAGUUACAGCUCUCAGAAUACUCUUAGUCUGUUUCUUACCUUCCACUUCGAUUGAAUAUCUUUAACGCGUGGAUUGACAAAGACUGUAUCCAGUGCAGAAGUAAUUUAGCAUCCAAUGAAAUGGAAGGAAACAGUGCGUUAUAAUGUGGACUGGAUUCAACUGGCUCGGGAUACAGUACAGUGGAGGGCUCUUCUGAGCAGGGUAAUGAAUUGUUCGGUUCAGUAGAAGGCGGAGACUUUCAUAACCAGCUGAGUGAAAAUCAACUUCUCAACAAGGACUCUGCUCCAUCUAGAACCAUGACAACGGCGCGAGUAAUCAUGUCUUACCAGUGGGGUACUGCAAACAGUGAGAAGGCCGCGCUUAGCGGCCUUCCAGAUGAGGUGGCCCAGGUGGCUACCCGGGAGCUGAGGGAGAACAAGUCCGCCCGCGAGCAGGCGCUGCAGCAGUUCCGCGAUUGGAUUAACAAGAACCAGGACAUCUGCAGGUGCAGAACAGAUGACAAUUUCCUUCUGCGCUUCCUACGUGUGAAGAAAUUCAGCUUACCUAUGGCACAACAGGUGUUGCUGAAGUAUAUCAAUUUCCGACAAACAUUUUCACACUUGGUGUAUAAUUUAGACUACCUUAUUCCCUCUGUCAAUGAACUCAUCAGUAAUGGGUACAUCUAUGUAUCACCCUUCAGGGACAGUAAUGGUCGAAGAGUGAUACUCUACAAUAUAAACAAGUUUGACCCUCACAAACACAACAAUGGUGACAUGGUGAAGGCGCACAUGAUAACAUAUGAGGUCCUCAUAGAGGAUGAGGAGUCACAGGUGAUGGGCUUCACACAUGUAGGUAACAUAUGCCAAGCAUCAGCAGCUCAUGCCACCAUAUGGUCACCCACAGAGUUCACAACACUUGUCAGAUGGGGCGAGCAAUCAAUGCCUCUGCGACACAAGGAGAUUCAUCUGGUGAAUGUGCCUUCAGCUGUGCGGUACUUCUAUGAUUUAAUUAGUGCCAUUAUGAGUGAAAAGAUGAGGAGCAGAUUCAGGCUUCAUGACUCUAUGGAAAGUUUGAAGAAAAGACUGGAUCCAAAAGUCCUACCAAAAGAACUUGGGGGAAGUAUGCCAAUGGCAGAGAUGAUAGAUCUCUGGAAAAAGGAAAUUGCAGCUAAGAGAGAACGCGUUCUUCGUCUUGAUGACAUGAAAUUAUUAAGUACCAAGUCUAUCAUUACCCGCAGAAACAAUCAACAAAAUGAAAACUCUUCACUCAUGAUACACACUCUCCAAGGAAGUUUCAGAAGACUUGAAGUAGACUAAACACACACACAUUAUUAUAAUCUGCUUGUUGUUUUAAGAACCAAACAUUACUCAUACUGUUACCCCAUCACAUUCUGUCUUAAGGUGGGUAAUUAGCCUAGUGAAGAUAUUUCAUUCAUAUAUAUUUAAAUAUUCCUAACUUUUAAUUCAUCACUUUUAUUAAUCUUAGACAGCACAUAAAAUGGGUUGUGAAUUAUUCUUGUUACUAUUAAGUAAAUUUUCAAGCAAUAAAAUUAUACUAGUGUCUAUGAUGAAGAAUUUA
Zootermopsis nevadensis is the source of this 1610-nucleotide messenger RNA. RefSeq names its product Cellular retinaldehyde binding protein (gene Cralbp). The record is from RefSeq and is a predicted model, not a curated record. Lineage: Eukaryota; Metazoa; Arthropoda; Insecta; Blattodea; Termopsidae. Gene Ontology annotation, cellular component: membrane. Gene Ontology annotation, molecular function: phosphatidylinositol bisphosphate binding.